Molecule: messenger RNA, 1152 nt
Organism: Nematocida ausubeli
Lineage: Eukaryota; Fungi; Microsporidia
Exons: 1
Coding region: 1-1152 (383 amino acids)
Molecular function (GO): ubiquitin binding
Source: RefSeq, a predicted model, not a curated record
AUGUACAAUCCAACUACAACCACAAGUAUGCAGGGAAACAAAGAAGUAUUACUCUCCGACUUCUUAGUGCAGCAGCCGCCCACAGAUAGCAUUUCAUCAAUAAAAUACAGUCCAGUGAGCGAUAUUCUUACGGCGUGUUCCUGGGAUGGAUCUGUGUACAUUUACAUGCCAAGCAACCAGAAUGUGCAUGAGUCAAUGGCUCUUAAAACAUCAAUCCCAAAUCCAAACGGGUCUCCCAUUCUGUGCAGCUGUUUUUCCAGUGACGGAAUGUAUCUGUUCACAGGAAGCGCAGAUGGAGCUGUUAGGGUAAUCGACAUGGGAACAGGGAAUCUGACCACUCUUGGGAGACACUCACUAGGGGUCAGUGCAAUGGUUUUUACUUGUGCAAGAACUUUGGUCACCGGCAGCUGGGAUAAGACAGUUAAGGUCUGGGACAUAAAUAACCCGCAGGCACAGCCAAAAGAGCUGCUAAUGGAGGACAAGGUGUACGCAAUGGACAGCAAGAUGAACACAAUAGCAAUUCUGCUGAGCAACACCAUUGUAUCAUACGAUGCAUACACACUGGAGAAGGUCCAGGUGCCAACAAACAGUGCAUACCAGAAUAAGCUGAGGCCCAGUACGCCCAUGGGGUAUGGAACAAUUCAGACGGCCACAAAGUACCAGCUUAAAAGCCAGUGGCAGCUAAGAAGCAUAUCUUGCUCAAAUGAUGGGCAGGAUGCAAUUGUAGGCACAACCGGGUCUAAAGCGGAGAUUGUGGCUGUCCGGCCUGGAAACAGUCUAAGCACCAUGUACUACUCCUUCCGGUGCAAACAAACUACAACAGACAGAAACGCAUAUCCCAUUAACUCUGUUCACUACCACCCAGCAUUCCCCAUGACACUUCUAACCGCAGGAACCGAUGGUGUGGUGAUGCUAUGGAACAGACAGGCGAAGUGCCGUGUGGCAAUUGGAGGGCCUGGAGCAUCCAGCGUGUCCUCGGUAAUUGAUAAGUGCAUCACAGCAACUGCGUUCAACAACACAGGAAGAUACUUAGCUGUUGCUGUAGGAUACGAUUGGUCGCAGGGUUUUAAAUCGCAAAUAUCUACCCCAGUGGAAAUAAGGAUCCUUAUGAUACCGGAAGAAAUCCACUCAAAAACAGGCAUGAGGAUAUAA